AGCCUUUAUAUAGGGGCGGGGGGCGGCGGCGCCGCCGCAUUGCAGACGGGCGAGGGGGAAGUAUGGCGCCGGGGCUCUUCUGCCUCCUCGGGCUCCUGGCCGCUGCUGUGGCAAGCCCUGUUUUGUGGCAGAAGGACUGUGUGAAGGGUCCAGAGGUAUGGUGUCAGAGUAUUCGGACAGCAUCACAGUGCGGAGCGGUGAAACACUGCCAGCAGAAUGUCUGGAACAAGCCUACUGCAAACAGUAUUCCCUGUGACUUGUGUAAGGAACUUGUGACAGUGGUUGGCAAGGUUUUGAAGGAUAAUGGCACUGAGGAUGAGAUCCGCUCUUACUUGGAAAAGACAUGCGAGUUUCUUCCUGACCAAGACCUGGUCUCUGAGUGCAAAGAGAUUGUGGAUUCCUACCUACCAGUUAUCAUGGAUAUGAUCAAAGAAGAGCUAGAUAAACCUGAAGUUGUAUGUAGCGCCCUUGCACUGUGCCAGUCCCUUCAGAAGCACCUGGCAACAGUGAAACUUCAGAAACAACUCCAGUCCAAUAAGAUACCAGAGCUGGACUUCUCUGAACUGGCGUCCCCAUUCAUGGCUAAUGUGCCUCUUCUUCUUUACCCUCAGGACAAACCCAAGCAGAAGUCUAAGGGAAAUGGGGAGGUAUGCCAAGAUUGCAUUCAGCUAGUUACUGAUGUUCAGGAAGCUGUGAGGACAAACUCAUCUUUUGUAAAGUCUUUGGUUGCUCAUGCCAAGGAGGAGUGUGACCGUUUGGGACCUGGAAUGUCUGAUAUGUGCAAGAACUAUAUCUCUGAAUAUUCUGACUUGGCUAUCCAAAUGAUGAUGCACAUGAAGGAUCAGCAACCAAAGGACAUUUGUGCCAUGGUCGGGUUCUGUCCUUCUGUGAAAUCUGUUCCCCUUCAGACUCUGGUGCCAGCUCAGGUGGUUCAUGAAGUGAAAAUGGAAACUGUGGAGAAAGCCUCAGUUCAAGAGAAGUCUCUUUCUUUGUGUGAAAUAUGUGAGACCACAGUGAAAGAAGUGACUGGCCUUUUGGAGAGCAACAAGACAGAGGAGGAGAUUGUACGUGAAGUGAAGGUGGUCUGCUCCCUGUUCCCAGCAAGUGUCAAAGACCAGUGUAAGGACUUCAUAGAUGUCUAUGGCCAGGCUUUGAUUGACAUGCUCUUGGAGGCGACGAAUCCCGAGGCAGUGUGUGCUAUGCUGAAAUGCUGUGCAGCCAACAAACCUCCACAGCAGCCAGUUUUAGUGAAACCUGCAGAUGGCUUCUGUGAUAUCUGCAAGAUGGUGGUAGCGUAUGCAGACAAAGAACUAGAGAAGAAUGCCACAACAGCUGAAAUUGAAGCUUUACUGGAAAAAGUCUGUCACUUCCUGCCAGAGUCUGUCAGUGAUCAGUGUGUUCAGUUUGUGGAACAGUAUGAACCUGUGGUUGUGCAACUCCUGGCAGAGAUGAUGGAUCCCACUUUUGUUUGCACUAAACUCGGGGUCUGCGGAUCAGCUAAACAGCCUCUCUUGGGGAAUGAUGCUUGUGUCUGGGGUCCAGGCUACUGGUGUAAGAACAUGGAGACUGCUGCUCAGUGCAACGCUGUUGAUCACUGCAAACGUCAUGUGUGGAACUAGAAGAAGAAUUUCCAGUUCUGAAAGUUUGCCAUGGCUCUUAAAAAAUGUGGGCCAAGGUUGGUGGAGAGCUGUAUCUCAAAUGUUCCUCCUCUCUGCCUUGUUAACAAUUUGACCUUCAAGUUCCUUUAUUGUAACUCUUCUGUAGCAGUGCUGCUGUUGAAGGAUCAGAUCUUCAUUGUUGACUUAACAAAGAUAUUUCUGAUUGUACAGUUUAACUCAUUAUGCUCCUAAAAAUAGUCAGUGUGUUGUAGAUUUUUUAAUUGAUAGGCUGAAGUGGUUGUUUUAAGUGCUGGGAAGAAUGGCAGAGAAGGUGAAAUGAGACAAGACUAUUAUCUUUUAAUUUAAAAAAAGAACAAGAUAACAACUAAACUUUCAAAUGUCUUUCUGUAGUCAGCAUUGGGAAGAUUACAUGCUUUGCAUUUUUAACAUCUGGCUGGAAUAUUAAUUUUCUGUGUAACCAUAGGGGAACUCUAAGGGAUAAUGUUGAAUCUGGGAAUCCCUUUGGUUGGAAUUUUCAAAGCUCUACAGAUGCAGAGGAGUGGACUUAGUGCCCAGUAAAAUUCCAGAGUACACUGGUACCUAGAGAUGCAUUUGCAUUUGAGUGACUACAAGGCUCAUGGUGGUGUUAUAGCUAAGGAAACCCUCCCUCAACCUUUGAUCACGUCCUUUUUAUUUCCUUGGACUGUUUGGUCUAAGCAUGGGUGUUCUACUGUCAAGCCCUGUACAGUGAGAUUUCGGUCUUUAGAAGCAUGCUGAUAUACUUAUGGAAUGGCUCCCUCUGUUUUUUUUUUUUUUUUUUUUUUUUUAAUCCUAGUUGCUCAAUUCUGCUUAGUCUUGCAGCUUCCUACAUGCAACGAGCUGGGUGCCAAGGAGGUGGAGCGAGUUGGCUUGGUAAAAAAUGGAGGGGAAAAAAGUCAGCUGGGGGCCGUGCAUAUGUCAAAGCGAGUUCAGCAGAGAGGGCAGAAUGCAUGGAAAAAUGUUUUUUAUCCCAAACUGCUGGUUUGUUCCUUGAUCUUUUUCUUCUCUCGACAUAUUUCAGUCAUCUAAAACUUCAGAGGCGCCAUGAGGCUCGGGGGGAGUUUCUGUUGCUGCCUUGCGUUCUCACUGACACUCAUCCUUCUGAGUAGAUUCCCCCCCCCCCCCCCCCCCCCAGAAUUCCCAUUUCUGUUGGGAAAUGGGUUUGAGCAGCGUGCUGAGAUGGCAGAUGGUAAGAGCACUGCAGUAGGUAUUUGGCAGCUCUGCUGGGGUACCUGACAACUCUGCAGCGUCCCACUGAAACGGCCUGAACUCCCGAAGGAGAGCCAGAAAAGGCAGGCUGCUACCCUGGAAACAAGUCAGGCCCUCGAGGUGCAGGGGCCUCGAGCACGAGAGUCAUGCUUACUUUGCUUGAGAGGGACCUUGCAUCCCCUACCAGCAUUUAGUGUGUAGUUCUGAUCGAAUUAACCCCUAAAAUGGAGGCACCAAAGUAGCUCAGAGGAGCCCUUCGGGAAGGAGGAGCUGGGCAGAGGUGGAGCUUUGAAAAUUCCAGUCCUGUUCAGAAAGGUGCCGGCAACUGCUAGUGUUCCUGUGAUGCCUUGGGUGAGGCAGGAGCUCUAGUAACCAGGCUUUAGCAGCAAGCAAAGUAAUUUUCAUGCAGUUUAAUGAAAAACCACUCGACUGCAGCUUUUUAGUUAUUACGUGUACAUACUAAAUGUCUGGGCAGUGUUGACAGCAAUACUAGUUUGUCUUUCCUUGUUUGCAUUUGUACAGAACGCUGAAGCACUCACAGCUUUAGAAAAAAAAAAAAUUUCUCCUAAAGAUGUAAAAUACCUGCAGCUUUGUCUUGAUGGGCUUGUGCAGUGGUUCCAGCGAUGUGUCCCAGUUGGAGUAGAUAUGCCAGAUAGGAAAUGGGCUUUUCAGCUUGGCUGCCCUGGAGUUACAGGUUGUGUUACACCAUGGCAUGCAGUAUGGUAUUUGAUUUUUUUUUUUUUUUUUUUAAAACUGGAUGGCGUUCUCUCAACAUGAACUAUUUUGAGGCGGGGGUGGGGGGGGGGGAAGUGGGGGAUGGAUUGACACUUUCUCUUACAGAUUGGCAAGGUUUUAAUUUUCUUGGGUUUUUAGCCGUGAAGGAUUGAUGUUAGGGACCUGUUGGGUGAGGAACUGGGGGAAAUCCUGUGCUAGGGCUGGGCAGUUUCCUCCCUGUGGACUGUGGCACCUGACCCGCUUGAGUUACCCUGGGGAGGGGGGGGACACACAUGCAGCUGCUUUCUAAAGAACAUCGUCUUGAUUUUUGCACAAAAGCUUCCUUAAUGAACAAUAAAAACUUCUGUAAACGGUAA
Messenger RNA from Tyto alba (common barn owl), 3937 nucleotides. RefSeq names its product prosaposin (gene PSAP). The record is from RefSeq and is a predicted model, not a curated record. Gene Ontology annotation, biological process: sphingolipid metabolic process. The transcript is spliced from 15 exons. NCBI's taxonomy places the organism in Eukaryota, Metazoa, Chordata, Aves, Strigiformes, Tytonidae. Gene Ontology annotation, cellular component: lysosome. Bases 63 to 1619 code for a protein of 518 amino acids.